Messenger RNA from Lepidothrix coronata (blue-crowned manakin), 5254 nucleotides. It is a transcript of the gene PTPRG, whose product is annotated as protein tyrosine phosphatase, receptor type G. The coding region runs from base 80 to 4348 and encodes 1422 amino acids. Lineage: Eukaryota; Metazoa; Chordata; Aves; Passeriformes; Pipridae. The transcript has 29 exons. Gene Ontology annotation, molecular function: protein tyrosine phosphatase activity; protein binding. Gene Ontology annotation, biological process: protein dephosphorylation. The record is from RefSeq and is a predicted model, not a curated record.
AUCCUCCUUUUCCCCCCUCCCCCCUUCCCCCGUGUUAAUUAUUUUAGCCCCUCUCCCCUUUCGAUGUGCGGCUUUGGACAUGCGGAGGCUACUGCAACCGUGUUGGUGGAUCUUUUUCUUGAAAAUCACCAGCUCCGUGCUCCAUGAUGUGGUGUGCUUCCCCGCUCUGACCGAAGGUUAUGUUGGCUCUCUGCAUGAAAACAGACAUGGUAGUUCUGUGCAGAUACGGAGGCGAAAGGCUUCGGGAGAUCCUUACUGGGCGUACUCGGGUACCUAUGGUCCCGAGCACUGGGUUACUUCCAGCGAGAAGUGUGGAGGGUCUCACCAGUCUCCCAUAGACAUCGUAGACCAUCUGGCCCACGUUGGAGAUGAGUAUCAAGAACUGCAGCUUGAUGGUUUUGACAAUGAGUCUUCAAACAAGACUUGGAUGAAAAACACAGGGAAAACGGUUGCUAUCCUGCUGAAGGACGAUUAUUUUGUCAGCGGUGCCGGGUUGCCAGGAAGAUUCAAGGCAGAGAAAGUGGAGUUUCACUGGGGUCAGAGCAACGGAUCAGCUGGCUCUGAGCACAGCAUCAACGGCAAGAGGUUCCCUGUCGAGAUGCAGAUUUACUUCUACAAUCCCGAUGACUUUGACAGUUUUGGAACAGCAGUUCUAGAAAACAGGGUAGUAGGAGCCAUGGCUGUGUUUUUUCAAGUCAGUCAGAGGGACAAUUCAGCACUGGAUCCCAUUAUCCAUGGGUUGAAGGGCGUCGUACAUCACGAGAAGGAGACCUUUCUGGAUCCCUUUGUGCUGAGGGAACUUCUGCCAACUUCGCUGGGGAGCUACUACCGCUACACAGGUUCCCUGACUACUCCUCCGUGCAGCGAGAUCGUGGAGUGGAUCGUUUUUCGGAAGCCUGUUCCCAUUUCUUACCAUCAGCUGGAGGCAUUCUAUUCCAUCUUCACUACUGAACAGCAAGACCAUGUGAAGUCCGUGGAGUACCUGAGGAAUAACUUCCGACCACAGCAAAGCCUGAACAACAGGAAGGUAUCCAAGUCUGCUGUGAAGGAUGCUUGGAACCAAGAUAUGACAGACCUCUUGGAAAAUCCACUCGGCACAGAAGCUUCCAAAGCUUGCAGUACUCCUCCAGUGAACAUGAAAGUGCAGCCUGUGAACAGGACGGCGUUACUGGUAACCUGGAACCAACCAGAAACCAUCUACCACCCUCCGAUCAUGAACUACAUGAUCUCAUAUAGCUGGGCUAAAAAUGAAGAUGAAAAGGAGAAGACUUUCACCAAGGACAGUGACAAGGACCUGAAGGCCAUCAUUAGCCAUGUCUCACCUGACAUCCUUUAUCUGUUCAGAGUUCAAGCAGUUUGCCGAAAUGAAAUGCGUAGUGACUUUAGCCAGACUAUGCUCUUUCAAGCUAACACCACUCGAAUUUUCGAGGGGACCAGAAUUGUGAAGACAGGAGUGCCCACGGCAUCUCCUGCCUCCUCAGCUGACAUGGCUCCCAUCAGCUCUGGCUCCUCCACCUGGACCUCCUCGGGGCUCCCCUUCUCCUUCGUGUCCAUGGCCACAGGGAUGGGGCCUUCCUCCAGUGGCAGCCAGGCCACCGUGGCCUCAGUGGUAACCAGCACCUUGCUGGCAGGGCUGGGCUUCAGCGGUGGUGGCAUCUCCUCCUUCCCCAGCAGCGUCUGGCCCACCCGGCUGCCCACGGCGGCCGCCCCCAGCAAACAGGCGGGACGGCCCGUGGUGGCCACCACCGAGGCCGCCGCCGCCUCCCCGGGGCCGGAGCAGGACUCGGCACUGACCAAGGAUGGCGAGGGAGCUGAGGAGGGGGAGAAGGAUGAAAAGAGUGAAAGUGAGGAUGGGGAGCGGGAGCACGAGGAAGAGGAAGAAAAGGAUGCUGAAAAGAAGGAGAGAGACAGGGCGACAGCAGCCGCGGAGGCGCGCAAUAGCACAGAGCCCAGCGUGGCCGUGGCUUCCCCCAACCGGACUGCUGAGGAAGAAGGAAAUAAAACCAUAUCGGGUGAAGAGCCAAACCAAAACGUUGCCCCUGCGGCUGGAGGUCCCAAGGAGGAGAGUUUGGAUGAAGCCAACACUCAGCCCCAGCCGCUCCCUUCCACCCAAGUGCCACCAGCGUUCACCGAUGAACUGUACCCGGGCAAGAUCCCAAGAAGACCAGAGACUACAAGAAAACCUCCUCCAAAGGAGGACAGGUUUCCAGAGGAAUACCCCUCAGAUAACAAAUUCAUUACCAUUAAUCCAGCUGGCAAGAACAGCUCCAGCAUGGCCACGAGACCUUCUCCUGGUAAAAUGGAAUGGAUCAUCCCACUCAUUGUGGUCUCAGCACUGACCUUCGUGUGCCUCAUUCUCCUCAUCGCUGUGCUUGUCUACUGGAGAAAGUGUUUCCAGACUGCUCAUUUCUAUGUGGAGGACAGCAGUUCCCCCCGUGUGGUCCCCAAUGAAAGUAUUCCCAUUAUACCUAUUCCAGAUGAUAUGGAAGCAAUUCCAGUCAAGCAGUUUGUUAAACACAUCAGUGAGCUGUAUUCUAAUAACCAGCAUGGGUUCUCAGAAGACUUUGAGGAGGUGCAGCGCUGUACGGCCGACAUGAACAUCACUGCAGAGCAUUCCAACCACCCUGACAACAAGCACAAGAACAGAUACAUCAACAUCCUGGCCUAUGAUCACAGCAGGGUGAAGCUAAGGCCUUUACCGGGGAAAGAUUCUAAGCACAGUGACUACAUUAAUGCUAAUUAUGUCGAUGGUUACAACAAAGCAAAAGCCUACAUUGCUACCCAGGGACCUUUAAAGUCUACCUUUGAAGAUUUCUGGAGGAUGAUUUGGGAACAAAAUACUGGAAUCAUUGUCAUGAUCACAAACCUUGUUGAAAAAGGAAGAAGGAAAUGCGAUCAGUACUGGCCGACAGAGAACAGCGAGGAGUACGGCAACAUCAUCGUCACGCUGAAGAGCACAAACGUCCACGCCUGCUACACCCUGCGCCGCUUCACCGUCAGGAACACGAAGAUGAAAAAGGGUCAGAAAGGAAACCCCAAGGGGCGGCAGAACGAGAGAACGGUUAUUCAGUAUCACUACACGCAGUGGCCCGACAUGGGUGUGCCCGAGUACGCGCUGCCCGUGCUCACCUUCGUCAGGAGAUCCUCUGCAGCCAGGACCCCGGACAUGGGACCAGUGGUGGUGCACUGCAGUGCUGGUGUUGGCAGGACUGGUACCUACAUUGUGAUAGACAGUAUGCUGCAACAAAUAAAAGACAAAAGCACAGUUAAUGUCCUGGGUUUCCUGAAACAUAUCAGGACACAGCGCAACUACCUCGUCCAGACAGAGGAGCAGUACAUUUUUAUUCAUGAUGCCUUGUUGGAAGCCAUCCUUGGGAAGGAGACUGAAGUGUCUGCAAACCAGCUGCAUAGUUAUGUUAACAGCAUCCUCAUACCUGGCAUAGGAGGGAAGACACGACUAGAAAAACAGUUCAAGCUGGUUACGCAGUGUAAUGCAAAAUACGUGGAAUGCUUCAGUGCUCAGAAAGACUGCAACAAAGAGAAGAACAGGAACUCAUCAGUCGUGCCGUCUGAGCGUGCUAGAGUGGGCUUGGCACCGCUGCCUGGAAUGAAGGGAACAGAUUACAUUAAUGCCUCUUAUAUCAUGGGCUACUACAGGAGUAAUGAGUUCAUCAUAACACAACAUCCACUGCCACAUACGACUAAAGAUUUCUGGCGAAUGAUCUGGGAUCACAAUGCACAGAUCAUUGUCAUGCUGCCGGACAACCAGAGCCUGGCAGAAGAUGAGUUUGUGUACUGGCCAAGUCGCGAGGAAUCCAUGAACUGUGAGGCCUUUACUGUGACCCUUAUCAGCAAAGACAGACUGUGCCUCUCUAACGAAGAGCAAAUUAUCAUCCAUGACUUUAUCCUUGAAGCUACCCAGGAUGACUACGUUCUGGAAGUCCGCCACUUUCAGUGCCCCAAAUGGCCAAACCCAGACGCUCCCAUAAGCAGUACCUUUGAACUUAUCAAUGUAAUCAAGGAAGAGGCCUUAACAAGGGAUGGCCCCACCAUAGUUCAUGAUGAGUAUGGAGCUGUGUCAGCAGGAACGCUAUGUGCCCUUACCACUCUGUCCCAGCAGCUGGAGAAUGAAAAUGCUGUCGAUGUUUUCCAGGUGGCAAAGAUGAUAAAUCUUAUGCGGCCUGGAGUAUUUACAGACAUUGAACAGUACCAGUUUCUUUAUAAGGCAAUGCUAAGCUUGGUCAGCACUAAGGAAAAUGGAAAUGGUCCCAUGACACUGGACAAAAAUGGUGCUGUGAUGGCCAGUGAUGAAUCUGAUCCCGCAGAAAGCAUGGAGUCUCUUGUCUAAUUGGAAACCUGAAAAGGCACUUAAUUUGUAGAACUUCUGAAGACUGAGUGAACUUUUUUGAGGCCUUUUUUGCCAGACUCUAGGUUAUACAAUAACCCAAUUACUUUUUUACACUGAUAAAAGUUUUGAUAUUUAUUUUUUGCCAUUUUAUGUCUUAAUGGUAUCCUACUGAGCAUUUGCACCUCUGUUUAUUUCACACAGUGAAACGCAAUUUUAUCUAGUUUGCACUAUAUGAUCAGUGUUACUGCCUAUAAUACUCUAAUACAAGACAAGCCCUGAUGUGACAUUCCAUGACAACAAACAUACGCUUUUUUCUGUUUUGUUUAAAUGCAGUGAAGUUUUGCUAACUACAGUGACCCUCGAAUCCUAAAUCUUGAAUGCUAGGCCAGAUGGAUUCUUUCUACAACAGAUACUGUACCCCUUCAUACCAUAUUUAUUAUUUAAUGAUCAUGUCACAGUUUUGAUAACGGUGUUCUGCAUUCCAUGGAGUGGAUGAGCAGUGUUCAUCCUUUCUUGACAAAACGUGGCAGGUGAUUAUUAGCUACAGUGAAGCCUUGUGGAGCUGAAACAAUUAUUUCUGUAUUGUUUCAAAUUGCUAUUUUGUACACUUAAAGGCCUGAGACUUGCUUCACAUGGAAUAUAUGUUACAUACAAUAUAGGUAUAAAUUAGAUGCAAUUCAUAUUUGGGACACAGUGAUAGGUUUUGAAUUUACAAUUUCAAAGUUUCCCCAUGUAAUCAGAAAAAUGCUGAUUUUGGUUUAUAACCAACCCUGUGAUGGGAAAGUAUUUUGGUUUUAUUCUCAUCAGAGCCAAUACAGUGAGAAAUCUACUACAACCCAAAAUCAGACCUGUUUUCAGAUAUAUUAAAGGUAGCAAUAUUUUACAUUACUAAGCUAUUCAAUAUUU